Messenger RNA from Notothenia coriiceps (black rockcod), 3379 nucleotides. It is a transcript of the gene fbxo34, whose product is annotated as F-box protein 34. NCBI's taxonomy places the organism in Eukaryota, Metazoa, Chordata, Actinopteri, Perciformes, Nototheniidae. The transcript has a single exon. The record is from RefSeq and is a predicted model, not a curated record. Gene Ontology annotation, molecular function: protein binding. The coding region runs from base 33 to 1937 and encodes 634 amino acids.
UGCCCUCUCCCUGCUUGUCUUUCAGGACCAUCAUGCACCUGAAGUCGUAUCCGAAGCUCAUGCGCUCAGAGUUGCGCUUGGAUGCGUCCGGGGUUCAGACAUCGCAGCGGAGCAGCCUGUUUGUGAACCAGCAGGGGGCGCUGAUGAGGACCUGCAGUCGCAACAAUGCCAACAACAUCAGCCGCCUCCCGUUCAGCGUCAUCUCCACCAACACCAUGCGCUGCAGCAACGCCAUCAUCAACAACAACAACAUCAGCAGCAGCAGCGUGGCGGGAUGCGAGAACAACGGGAUCAGAUUCUACCAAACCACCACGGAGGAAACAGACGCCCCGCUGGACAUCUGGACCGUCAUCAAGCCUGGACACGUCCGGGAAAAGAUCGCCAUCUUCGCUUCAGACGAAGAGCAAACGGACGGCGCUGAAGGCAGUGAACGCACCUCAACCGGCGGCACAGAAAACCAGGAGCGGACGCCGGAAGUCUGCACGAACACAGCGGUGAUGUCGGGAAUGUUGCGAGGGGUGAAGGCGAAGGGGAGCUGGGAGGAGAACUGUAACGCUAAGAGGCGCCGCAGGUCGGGGAACAACCAGAACCUCCAGCAGGACGCAAAGCCCGGAGACCAGGAGACACAGCAACACGUCCUCAGUCCAUCUCCACUGAGAGCGGUGUCAACGCUGCAUUCAGGCGGCGGGCCGUGUGCAAACGAGGCGCCGCCGGAGGACGAGGAACAGAAGGUGUCGGUCGUGGAAAUGGUGGCGUUCCUGGAGCAGUUAGCCAGCGAGCAGCAGCCCGACUCCAAACCUCUGCUGACCCUCCAGAGGAGCUCCGCCUCCAUCACGCUGUCCAGAGCUCUGCCUCCCGAGGGGUCAGAGGUCAGGGGGGAGGAGCCAGAGAGCGUCAGGGUGUCGGACAUGGUGGCCAAGCUGGAGUCAGAGUGUCUGAAGAGAAGGACGGAGGGCGAUCUGUCGAGGAGCAACAGCCUGAGGAGGGCGGUGGGAAGAGUGCUGCUCGCUGCCUCAGAUCAGAGCCCCGCCUCAGAUCAGAGCACCUGCCCGUCAUCUCCAUCAGCGAUGACAUCAUCAUCAUCAUCACUGCUGGGAGCUCAGAGUGAUGACAGCGAGCCAAUCAGCUGCCCAGAAACACCAGCAGCUCCGCCCCCCUCAGGUGAGGUGGAGGUGGUAGAAGAAACACUGACCCCUGUCACUGUCACUCAGACAGAAGCCCUUCCCCUCUCACUCACCGAGGGGGCGGAGCCUCAGCCCGGUUUGUUGUUUUUGUCCCGCCCCCCUCUUUCCUCAGUGCCCCGGACCCCUCGCCGCCACAGAAUGUCUUUUGACCUGGAGCUCAGCCCCCCUCCUGCUCCCUGUGACUCUGGCAGCCAAUCAGAGAAGAGGAGGAGGAGGAGGAAGGCAGACAGGCAUCAGGGGGAGGAGCCUGUUGCCGUGGUUCCUCUGGUGCGGCGCCCCUCUGCGUCGCAGGACUUCCUGUUGAUGCGUCAGCGGCUGCAGCAGCUGUUGGAGCCGCAGCCCUUUCUGGCCGUUCUGCCGCACCACAUCCUGCUGAAGAUCUUCAGUCUGCUGCCCACGCAGAGCCUCACCGCGCUCAAGUGCUCCUGCAACUACUUCAGAUUCAUCAUCGAGGACUACGGCGUCCGGCCCGCCGACUCGCUCUGGGUUUCGGACCCUCGUUACCGUGACGACCCCUGCAAGCAGUGCAAGAGACGGUACGUGCGCGGCGAUGUGUCGUUGUGCCGCUGGCAUCACAAGCCGUACUGCCAGGCGCUGCCGUACGGGCCCGGGUACUGGAUGUGUUGCCAUGGCGCCCGCAGGGACAUGCUGGGCUGCAACGUGGGUCUCCAUGACAACCGCUGGGUCCCGGCGUUCCACAGCAUCAACGUGCCGAUCUACAGGAGCCGCCGUCACCACGACGACAGAGACUGAGUGUGUGUGUGUGUGUGUGUGUUGGUGUGUGUGUGUGAGAAAUAGGUCACUGAUGCUGACAUGAACUCCAGCUCCCAUGAUGCAACAGCAGCUCAGACUUCUCCUUCAAAAAAAUAUCCCUUUGGACACAUCUGUGUGCAACAAUUGAAGUGUUUAAAAUAAAUAAAUAAAUAAAUAAGAACUAUUUUAAAAGGUAAGCAAACUUUAACCUUCAUGAGUUUGGAGGUCACGUCGACCUGAGUUGCUUCAUGCGGUCAGAGCGGCGCCCCCUGCUGCUCCUCCGCCUCCUCACAGCAUCCAUUAAGGCUAGUUGGCUAAUUAAAAGGAGCUCGUUAGUGAGGAGGGGUCUCGUUCAGGACUUCUUCUCCUUCACUGCUGCUGAGAUUAAAACCUGAAGAUCAGCUGAUACUUAGUGCAAGUUCAACUAAAACUCGUUUCUGAUUAAUACUAAAAUCCUGUCAAUAAGACUCUCCAACCGUAUCAUCAUGAGUUCAUAUCAAUAUCAUAUCACUUAGGGUUAAUAUCAAAUCAUCAUUAAGUCCUGUUCUGAGGUGGUGAUGUCCAGAUGAACCCAUACAUGCAAACUGCUGCUGUAGUUCAUUAUUUUUGAUUUAAUAUGGAUUGCUAUGUUUCGUUUCAUCUAAAAAAGUCAGAUUAAAUAUCCAUCCUCAAUUUACCAAAGUGUAAGUGAUGUCAGAAUAUGUCUUGUUUUGUCAGGUUUAAAAACCCAAAGAUACUCAGUUUAAUAUGAUAUCAAUCAAAAAAGCAAUGAAAUCAGUUUUUUUAUUUUUUACGUUUACGCGAUUAUCAAAACAGUUUUUCCAUUGAAAGGAUUCUUCUCAGUUUGAAAUCAUUAUUCAUUUCACAUCUUUGGACAAAGCAAGACAUUUGAAGACGUCAUUUUUAAAUUAAAGUGAUUUUGAGGAGUAUUUUCGGACAUUAUUUAACGUGUAAAUGAGUAAAAAACAUAAAAACGCAUUCAUCAUCUGUGAGGGGGCGGAGCUUCAUCGGGCGCCACGUUUGGAGCGAAGAGGAAUCCACAGUUUUAUCUACACCUUGCUUGUGUUUACAUUUUGUACAUAAAUCCUAGAGUUUAUUACGUCUCUUCAUGAACGCCAAUCAGCGGCUGAGGGAUAAUCAUCUUUAACAGGACGGACGUUGUUGUUGUUGUUCUUAUUAUUAUUUUGUCGAAGGGAAAAGAGGAAACGUGGCCUUGAGUCUCGGAGACGCUGCAAUACUAGAGACUGUAGAGAUUAUAUAUAUAUAUAAAUGUGUAUAUAUACAAAAAAGAAUAUCGGGGGAGAAAGAAAACAAACAGCCUUUGACCUUCAGAGAUUUUUGUUUUUUUUAAGAUAUGUUGGUUUUCUGUCUGCUGGCUGUUUUUGUUAAAGAUGUUUUGCUUUAAUAAAGUGCUUUCUCAUUGGUCUUUGUUCGGGUUCAAA